AUGUCGAACUUCUAUGAAAGACGUGUGCUCCACUCGAUGGAGUCUCCGAUGCUUUGCGAUUUCAUCCCAGUCAAACUCGUCGUUCUCGUCGUCCAAAUCGCCACACUUCUCAUCACCGUCGGCGUCAUUUCGAGAAAUGUGUCGUUGAGUUCCGAAUCAGCGAUGUUCGAAAUUUUUGUGGUUGUCUUCCUUGUGGCUUCCGUCGUUUCAUUCCUCGCCGACUAUGAACUCUUCAUGCACAUUCACUAUUGGGUUGUAUGCGUCUUGAUCAUCGUGCCACUAUAUUAUUGGGGGCAAUCCAUUGUCAAUCUCUACAAUCACAUCUUCAACAACAGCGAGUCGCCAGCUGUUUUCUCGUUUGCCACAUCAACCUUCAUUUUGUGUUCAUACAUCUUCUACAUAUGGUCAUGCAGACAGCUCAUCAUAAGUCUUGGGCGCAAAUACGUUCUUCCAUUCUUCAAAUCUUAG
Caenorhabditis briggsae is the source of this 468-nucleotide messenger RNA. NCBI's taxonomy places the organism in Eukaryota, Metazoa, Nematoda, Chromadorea, Rhabditida, Rhabditidae. Bases 1 to 468 code for a protein of 155 amino acids. The record is from RefSeq and is a predicted model, not a curated record. The transcript is spliced from 4 exons.